AUGCCAACGGUCUUGCAAGAUGACCCCUUGGCCUUAGACUCGAAAGCAGGUGAUGUGCAAAAUGGCGACGACAGUGGGACCACCGGUUGCAAGAGUGAUGCACAAGACAGCAGCAGUAGCAGCACGAGCAGUUGCAGCGGCAAGUCUUCCACCAGCAGCUCGUCUAGCAGCUCAUCCACAACCAAGGAAGAGCUGCCUGACCAGGGGCAGAGAAGCGCCAAACGUAAGAGGGCACAAGGAGAAGUCAGUGCAGCUCCUGCUGCAGACCAUGACCGCGCAGGGGAUAUCUCUGGGUUUGGCUCAGCUGGCUCUGACGAAGAUUCCUCUGUGGACUUGAAGCUGGCCGAGGCUGUCAAGAACGGCCCAUCGUCCAUCCAGGAGCUGUUUGGGUGGCCACACGCUGCCGUGGAACAGCUUUUUCGUUUGGGCGAUGCAGCUGGGGAUGCCGAUGCUGUCAGACUGAAGGGACUGCGUUUGGUGAUGACAUCAGAUUUUUCAGGAAUGGGAACUGCUGAGCUGGCCGUCGGCAUGGUGCUGGAUGCUGUCAAGAAGCAUGUCGCGACAGGUGAGACAGAUGGGCCAUUGUUCCUCCCUUAUGCAGCCGCAGAUAUUUCUGAUGUGUGCAGAAGCUUCAUCACAUCGCAUUCCCACCCACCGCUGCACAUAUUCGGUGACCUGUUUGGACGCUUGUCCAAAUCAGCCCUGGACGGUCUUGCUCAAAAAGAGGAGCUUGUGAAUGAGGUCUUGCAGGAGACAUGCGAGAAAGACAAGGAGAAUCUCCGGAUGUAUGGAGAACAGUUGCUACAAGCUCACAUGGAUACUUUGUCCAGACCAGGUUCUCUUUUGUCGAAAGCGAAAUGUGAUGUGCAUGGCAAGGCUUGUCCUUUGCCACACAGCGGCUUGCCAAUGGAGCUGCACAAGCAAUGCCAGUCUGAGGGCUGCACUAUGGCUUUGUCUCUGAAUGCCAGCGGCACAGAGUGCUAUGAUUAUUCUUCUAUGGGCGAACAGAAGGGCCUCUUGGGCAGAACUGCAAAGACAUUUGCUGUGUGGGUAGAAGAGAGGAAACGAAGCGCGGAGGACCUACUUCUUCAUGAGUGCACGGUUCGAUUCCGACCAGCAGUGCUUCGGCAACACCUUGGCCACAUCUACAUCUUCUUCUCACUGAUCAUUUCUCCCCACCAUCUAGGCUGGCCAGUCCAUCGCCCUCGCAGAUACAUCAUUGGUGUCAAGAAGGGCACAUUGCUGUUUGAUCAUGAAAGGUUUGGAAGCGAGCUGAACCAGCUGCUCAGGAAACCAUCUGUGGAUUGUGGGAUUUUGUAUUGCAAAACAGACACCGAAGAGACAGACAUCAAGAUGGCGAUGUCAAAGAGGUACAAAAAGGCGAGCCAGAACUCACAUUUCUUCAGCUUGCUUCCGGCAGCAAAGCAGAAGCGUGUCAAAUUCUACAGGGAGCUGCCAAAAGUCAAGCAAUGGCUGGAUGAAGGGAAGGAGGUUGCUGUGGAUUUGGAGCAGCGCCCAGGCUCCUUUCCCAUGGCGAAUUACCUCUUGCCAACUCUGCUGCGCGGAUCGUCUAUGUACCUCCUCCAGAGGGGUGCUCCACUCAGUGGUCAGGACUUGAUGAUGGUGAUGGGUAUUCCUGUUCCUUGCCGGGACCAUGUCCACCACAUGCCUGGCUUUUUCAAAGGCCAGGGGAAAGGCUCCUCCCUGUCAUCGUUGAAUGACAGGGCCAUAAAGUCACUCACAGGCAACGCGAUGCACAGUUGCGUUGUCGGGUGCUUGGUCCUGUGCAUGCUCAGAAACGUGCGGCCUCAGCCACAGUGACGGAAUUGGAUCCGGUGCCCUGCGCCGCCUUGCUGCUU
This is a messenger RNA of Cladocopium goreaui, 1859 nucleotides long. The record is from the annotation of a GenBank genome assembly. Lineage: Eukaryota; Dinophyceae; Suessiales; Symbiodiniaceae.